This is a messenger RNA of Lymnaea stagnalis (great pond snail), 18268 nucleotides long. NCBI's taxonomy places the organism in Eukaryota, Metazoa, Mollusca, Gastropoda, Lymnaeidae. The record is from the annotation of a GenBank genome assembly.
GAUAAAUACUGUAUGAACAUGAUCACCAUAAAGACACCCGAUCUAAAAGACGAUAUCAUCCUGAAAUCAACCAACCCGGGCACAGUCAUGGUUGGAAACAAAGAGUACAACCAUAACUUGGGUCCCAACAUAAUGCUCAUGACCACCAACUACUGGCUUACUUUAAUAUUUUUAAGACAAGGAUUUUCUGUUCGUUGGAAUGGAGGUAUUCUUCUCUUUUGUUUUUUAAUAUAAAAAAAAACCAUAAUCCACACUAUUAUUUAUUUUCAUUUAAUUUUUUUUCUUUCUUUGUGCUCUUUUUUUCCCAGGAGGAAGUGGGGCAGGGGGUUAUGUUGAUAAUUUUAAUUGCCUCUUGGAAGAAUAUUUUUUUGUUUUAUUGCAUUCGUAAUGCAUUACUUCUUUGUUCAUUCAAGGUCUAACUUGUGGCGUGGAAGUAACCAACAAAGCAUUCAAUGAUACUUCUGGUCUUUGUGGAAAAUUCAACCUGGAUGCCACAGAUGACAGAGAGGGUAGUGAUGGCCUACCAAAGGAAACCACCAGCAAACUGGCAAAGAGCUGGAUUGUCAAUCCUGAAGAAUGCACAAUGGAAGAUGACCAAGUUGUCAGCACCAACUGCGAAGUAACCAUGAAAUAGUCUUUCAUUUCAUUCACAAUUUAUUGAAUACAUUUUACUCCCUUAAAUUAAAUUGCUUUAUACAAUAGAUGAAAUGCCAAUAUUCAAUAUUUGAUAGACUAUAGAGGAAAUGCCAAUAUUCAAUAUCUGAAAACAUCUUUUUUUCCUUAUAAACAAUAAACAGGGAUCAAAUCAUCAGACAUGGGCUCGUAAAGCAUGCUCACCUAUUCUGGAAUCAGAAGCUUUCGCUGCAUGCCGUAAACAUGGUGGAGAGGUCAGCUUCUAUGACAACUGUGUGUUGCAAGCAUGCAAGUAUGUCACUCACUCCAAUUGUAUGGAUAAGCAUUACUUUAGAUUUCCCUAGUCAUCUGAUAGGAUAACUGAAGCUCUCUGGAUUCAAAGCUUAAAAAUGAACACUAUGGAAAUACAAAUGUUAAAGAAAGAUACUAACUAGGAAUAAUAUCAUCUGGCUUGCUGGAUAUGUUAAUGAAUCAAUACAUCUGUCAGUUAUUCUCUCUGCCUACCUGUCAUACUUUUUGGAUGUCCUUAUCAAAGUUAUCAAAAAAAUUUCAACUGUCUAACUUAAGUUGUGAUACUGGUGGUGACUGCGAGUGCCUCUGUGAUGCCAUAGCUGCCUAUGCUGCCUACUGUAAUGAAAUGGGAUCCCCAGCCAAAUGGAGACACCAAAGACUUUGUCGUAAGUUGUAAAUAUUUUUUGUUUAUUUUAAAUUUGUGUUAAAGGUAUAAUGGAACAUGAUAGAAGUUUGAAUUUCUAAAAAUAAAGGUGAAAACUAAUUAUAAGCAAGUAAGAAAAGCUAUUUUAAAAACUGUGUAUUAAUAGAAUUAUCCUUCCCUAUUACACAUUUAGAACUUGUUUAAAACGCAGCGUUUUUAAUGUUUCAUUAUUAAGAUCAUCAUCAUGUCACUUAGUCUUUGGACAGUUGGGGCGCCACAGAUGACAUGAAAAGUAUCCGUCUCCAUUCCUCUCUGUUUUCUGCACUACGCACAGCAUCGACUAGUUUUACAGCCGUCCACUUUUUGAUUUUAUCUUUCCAUCUUUUUCUCAGUCUUCCCCUUGUUCUCCCUCCUCUCGUUGUUCCCUGCCUGAUUUCUUUGGCGAGCCCUUGUUUUCUUGUCACGUGGCCAUACCAUUCCAAGUUUCCCUUAUUUACAGUCACUAGGAGGUCAACAAAAUUUCCCCAUGCUUGACGAAUCUUUUCUUUCACAUGUUCGUUAGAGAUAUGGUCUCAAUAGCAGAUUCCAAGAAUGCUUCUGAAACAUCUCAUCUCCCUCGCCUUUCAAGUUCUGUAAUGUCCAGGACUCACAGUGUCAGGCAUACAAGGAAAUGGAGAGGACUAAUGAGCGCAUCAGCCUGAUUUUAGUGCUAGAGGAUAUAUUUUUGUCAUUCCAUAUUUUCUUAAGCCUCUUUAGGGCUGUUGUAGUCAAGGGCAGCCCUGGACAUAAAUUGGAGCCUUCUUCUGAGGCUAUUGCUCCUAACUACUUGAAGCUGCUUACUGUCUCUAAUCUUUCCUCCUCCACCUUAAUUUCAAUGGAGAUGCCAGUGAUGUUAUUUGUAAUCACUUUUGUCUUUUCUGCACUGAUUUGCAUGCCAAAGGACGAUGAAGUCUUGUCGAGACGCUAUACUAGGUUGGCUAGCUAUUCUUCGUUUCCAGCCAGUCCAUCUAUGUCAUCCGCAAAAUGUAUGUUGAUGAUUGUUCUGCCACCAAUGCUGACAGUCACUACAUGCGCUUCCAGUGCAUCUGACAUAAUUCUCUCCAAGAAGAUGUUGAACAGGGUGGGGGAGAGCAAGUAGCCUUGUCGUACUCCAAUCCUGGUCUUGAACCAUUCUCCAAUGUUUUUCUUGAAGAAGACUGCAGUGGUAGCCUUAUCAUAGAGGCUGCAUAUCAUUCUGUUAAGGUUUGUGUUGAUGUAGUAGUGCCUCAGAGUGGCCCUUAAAGCAGCAUGCCAAACUAGGUCAAAUGCCUUCUUGAAAUCCACAAAUACGUGGGAUAGGUUUUGGUGGUAUUGAGCAUAUUUCUCACAUAGUAUUUGGAGGUUUAGGAUCUGCUCAGCAGUGCCACGUCCUUGUCUGAAGCCCGCCUUUUCAUCUGCAAUGAUUUUCCCGGCAUUUUGUUUUAGUCGGUUCAGUAUGACCUUUAGCGCCACCUUGCUUGGGUGGCUUAUUAGGCUAAUGGUGCGAUAGUUUUAGCAUAGCUGUAGGUUACCUUUCUUAUGGAGGGUAAUGAUGAGCGAUGGGGUCCAUGAUUUGGGCCAUUCCCCUGUCAGCCAUAUUUUGUUAUAAAUAUUCAUUAGGGCACUCAUCAUUACUUCUCCUCCUUGUUUCACCAACUGGGCAGGGAUAUUGUCCACUACUGUGGCCUUUCCUAUUUGGUGUGCUUUAACUGCUGCUUCCAUUUCUGCAUGGAGAAUUGGUUGGUUUUCAUUGUCCAUUGCUGGGGGGACAUUAGGGAUCUCUGGGUCAAUCUUUAUAUUUUCAUUAUACUAUUCUGAGCAGUAUUAAGUUUAUCUUUUUAGGAUGUCAUUUUACUCUGUCAAACAUUUACCCUAUUUGUGUUGUAUGGUAGUACUACGCCCUUGCUUUGCAGUCGUUAGUUCUUUCACCAACUGGUAUGCCUUUUUGCUAUUCUUUUUCUUCGAGCAGUUUUUAAUUUCUAGCAUUGCUCUUCAAUCCAAUUCUUCUUUGCCCUUCUCAUACCUCUUUUGAUGGCUUGGUUAACUGUCCUAUAUUUAUUGGCCCCCUCUGUAUCUACCAUCUUUGUUUUCUUUAAUCACUUUAACAUUAAUAAGAUGCUUCAGUUAUAUCGUUUGGAAAGCUGAAAGUGGCCUGAGAAUGUUCCUUUAGCUACCGCCAUUUAUAGUUCUCUUUCGUUAUAAUAUUAAUUAUUGCAUAAAUUACAAAUAAAAAAUGGCCAGUAAUUGUUUCUCAUUUUUUAAGUUGGACUUUUUUGUCUUUUAGUUGCCUUCAGUUUCUAAAAUGAAAAGUGAUAUACAUAUAUAAUUUACACUAACAAUAAUACAAAUAAAUGCUUUCAACUCAACAGCAAUGCAAUGUGAAUAUGGAAGUGUUUACCAAGCAUGUGGAUCAAGUUGUCCUGAAAGUUGUGGGAAAUCAUCCAAUGCAACCAGUGAUCUUUGUUCUUCAUUGACAUGUGUUGAAGGAUGCUUCUGUCCUGAGGGCUAUGUCCGAUCAAGUACGUUUGAAAUUAUUGAUACAAUUUAAUGAUGGCACAAAUGUAAAUUUUGCGUAUUUAAAUUGAAAUAACUUCUUUUCUAAAACUUGUACAAGCCUGAAAUUUUUUUACAGCUCUAUAAGUUUGUGUUAAAAUGUAGGCCAAUUUCAGAAAAAAAUCAUUAUCUGUUCCAAAGAUAUGGGAUCAUAUUUAUUUUAAACCAUUAACGUGCUGCAUAAGUACAAUUAUAGCUUUAUAUAUUUUGUAUGAAAAUUCUCAGUGUUGGUAUAUUUGUAUUUAGGGAAGUUAAAUACUUUUUGUAUUAAAUUCAGUAUCUUCAUUUUUAUGGGUUUGUUGUUGUGUGUUUGAAAUAGUUUGGUUGAACAUUGAUUUUCCAAAUGUUAUUAUCUGAAGUGUCAGUUAUCCAAAUUGCACCAGUAUUGAUAUUAUUUUUAUCUUUUUCAUUGUUGCAUGUCCUUUUAUGUAUACAAAAACUAUGUAGACGAGUGGGCUUAGUGUAAUGACCAGAUGGGGAUAGUGCAAUCUGCAGAUAUAUUUAUCAACAAAGCACAUAUUAAAGACAGAUUGACCUUAAAUUUUAUUCUAAGCGCCUAUCAUAUUUUGUUGAGAUUGACUUCUUUUCAUUGAAAAAAAUAAUUCAAGACCGUAUCUCUUUUUUUUUACAUUAAUCAUCUGACCCUAUGAAUUUAUAAAAUGCCUGUUGAAAUAUAUCGUAAGAUUAUAUUGUAUGCUCUUAGUUUAUUGAUACAACCCGUCCAUGGGAGUGUGGUUAUAAAAAAAAAUUUUAUGCGAAACAACACUGGUCCUAAUAAGUUCACAAAAUCGAUCCUCUACUUUAGUCCGAAACAACCCUGGUUUCAUAAGUUCACAAAAUAGAUCCUCUACUUUAGUCCGAAACAAUCCUAGUCCCAAUAAGUUCACAAAAUGAAUUAUUAACUUUAGUCCGAAACAACCCUAAAUUGGGGUAACUACAACACCUGGGUGUUUGGGAGGCAUUUUGGAGGAAAAGAGGAAAACCCCCCAAAAAGACUCUGCAUUUUAUUGGAGUUAUUUUAUUGUGGGAAUGGAGACUUUGGAAACUGUGUGUUAACAACAAGAAGUUACUAUUUUUGUUUUUAUUUUUAAAUUUCUAUUACAAAAUAUAAUAUGAUACCAUGCACAUUGCAAGUGAUAAACAUGAUUCUAAAACAGGAAUGGUUUGGAUAAUCGACAUUUUGGAAAAUUAGCUUUCAGAAAAUGGGCACUUUAUUGCAUUGUUUUACAAAACUAAACCUAAGUAAUGUGUAGAUACUUGACUACUAUGAGUUACGUUCAAAUUUGUGUAAAACAGAGUAGCUUUUACAUAGUUGCCGCCCACGUUUAUCAAUUGGGGUUUGUUCCAAGAUCAUGUUUAUUGUUUCUAAACUCGAUUUCAGUAAGUUAAGCAGGGUUAAUUAAAACAGACCCAAUAAUAUAGUUUUUUAAAUAAAAUAUAUAUUUUUAUACUAAUUAAUUUCUUUUCUCUCAAUUCAUGGGUUACGUCAUGUGAUCCAUGUUUACUUAGCCAAACUAUAACAACCACCAAUUGGCUAAUGAUAGUUAUGUUGUAAAAUUGUGCUGCUAGUAAGGGUUAGUAUGAAGCAUAAUAAAAUUGCUUCUGAGUAAAAUUAAAUUGGUAUAUAUUUUUUCUCUAAAAAAUUUCUAAACAAGAAUUAAAAGAUACUAAAAUUAUAUUGUGUGCUACAUUUUUAUUAUUAUUAAAGAUGUUCAAAGAUUUUUUAAAUAUAUUGUAUGCUGUUAAUGUUAAUUUUUAGUUCAUAAGUCACACACACAUACACACACACACAUAUAUAUAUUCUGGUGUGGUUAACUCUUUUAUGUUGAAUUAUUUAAGGCCUUUUUAUUCUUUUAAUUUUUCAGAUUUGGAAAGUAUGGAGGACUCCGAAUGUAUUCCGAAAUCAGACUGUCCAUGUGUUGACGCUAAGGGACGGGAAAUUUUUAAAGGGCAGGUGGUAACAAUUAACUGCCAAGAAUGGUAAGCUUUUCAAUAAUCAACAAGUUUAUAAAAUAUAUAUAUUUUUAAAAAUUGGAUAAUUUUAAAAUAUAUAAAGAAUGCAUAUAUUAUAAAUUUAAAAAUAACUGCUUUUCCUUAACAUAAUAUGAAUAUUUUUUAAAUUAUUUUAAAUCUAUGAUUAAAACUUUUAAUUAAGGUGACACAUUGUUUCUAAGUAUAUUGCAUUCUUUAUUUAGUGAAUGUCGGGAUGGGGAGUUGGAGUGCACAGGUGAAACAUGCAAAACAGAAUGUAAUGAAGAUCAAUAUCUGUGCAAUGAUGGACGUUGUAUCGCCAUCCAGUUGAAAUGUAAUGGACAAUAUGACUGCAAGGAUGGUGGUGAUGAACAAAGUUGUGAAGGUUAGUUAUAUCAGUGAUUCAUCAAAUUGCUGCCUGUAUCUGUAAUAUUUCAUUAGUGGGUAACUUAGGUGGAAUUAACUUAGAGGAAUCUUUAAGAAAAUUAAUGACUGAAAUAUUUAUUAAACUGAUACACUAUCAAAAAUCAAACAUAAAUAAAUAUUAAUGUUGAUUAAGGGAAAAAUUAGACUUGAAAUAGAUAUACAAAGUUCGAUGGAUAUAGCUCAGUUCAAAGACACAGAACAAAUGACUUCAAAUGACUGGUCUAAGAUCCAAAUACUGGGACGUUUAACUAGUGAACUUUAAUUUUUUCUUUAAUUUGUUGUCUAUAGAACUUUGUUUACAUGCUUUUUAAUAGCUUUUGCCAACAAUCUUUUUAGCUGUAAAUAUGGUUUCAUCUUUGUCACACGUUGGGAUGUGCUAGGGCUAUUUUACUAUCCUAAAUGAAUUUGAUGAAGUUACCCUUCAAUGUUCAAGAAGAUGAAGAAAUGUUGCGUACUUUAGCUUAUUAUGCGCAUUUAUUUUAAAUCUUUUUUUAAGGUAUGUCAUUAGGUAAUAUAGUUAUCUCCCUUGUAUUCUUUCAGACUUUUUAAAAUACCGUACUAACUAUUUGAUCCACAAUUUUAAAGCACUUUUGGAUUGCUAAUAUGACUGAAAUAAAAAAAUGUUUGAAAAAUAGUUAUUUCACUUUCAAUAGCCCAUUUCUUACAUUGUAGGGGAAAUCUGUGAGGGCUUCUUGUGCCGAAUUGGUCAAUGUGUUGGGAAUACAACAGUCUGUGACCAGAAGAUGGACUGUGUGGACAACAGUGAUGAAGAAAAAUGUGGUAUGCUAUUUAUUUUAUUGAUAUAUUAUUAUAUAUUAAUUAAAUGCUUAAUAUGGGUCAUAUAAAUAUAGAUCAGAGGCUCCCAAACUUAUUUGGCUUACCAUCCCCUCUUUAGAAAAAAAAUACAAAUGGCCCCCUGAAAUAUUCAUUACUUAGGUGAACAAACAGAAAGAUAUUUGUAUCUAUAUUUCUACAUAUGUCCUAAAAUAUUACAAAGAAAAAUUUUGUAAAUAAGACACUUUGAAGAUUAAACAUAUAAAAUUAUUUAUUACAAACACGGAAAAUUAAUUUAAUGAAAGAUUAUAUAAAAAUUAAAUGUAUGUAUAACAUUAAAAAUAAUCCUAUUGAGAAGGAUGAACCUGGUGCUCUCAAUGUAUCAAUCCUUGGAUCUUUUUUUCUCAGCAGAAUUUUUAAAUACAUUCUCCCAUAUGGACCCAUGGCUACGACCCCCCCCCCCCCCCGAUCAUUCCAGUGCCCUCCAAGGAGAAUCACGGAUAUAGAUAGAUGGAUAAAUCUAGAAAUUGAUAAAUAGACUAACAGUCAUAUAUAUAUAUAUAUAUAUAUAUAAAGAAGGGAGAAAUGUACAUAUUAUAUAUUUUUACUUAGACAUUGAAUGCACUGAAGAAGAGUACAAGUGUUCUAAGUCUAAGAGCAUGUAUUGCAUUCCUCGAGAAUUCCUUUGUGAUAAACAAAUUGAUUGUUGGUAUGGUGAAGAUGAAGCUGAUUGUACAGGUAUAAAAUGUCUCUUUAUAUUUAACCUAUUUUUUCAUUCAAGAGGUAAAAUAUUUUUAAUCUGCAAUCUCAAGUGAUGGUUUUACUUACAAAGAUUAUUUAUCAGCAUUCUCUAACUUAAAAUAUUAUAUUUUUUUUACAAAAAGAAUGAAAAAUAGUUAUCAAAACAUUCAGUACUAGCUUAAGCUUAGAAAAAUUUGAUAUUUUAAUUGAUAAUAAAUUUUAAAAGUUGACAAAAUGAAUACUGUUACAGUUUGUCCACAAAAUGAAACACAUUGUAAUAUCUCACACUGCAUACCUAAAAACUUUACUUGUGAUGGUAAUGAUGACUGCGGAGAUGGCUCUGAUGAGAUUGGAUGCAGUAAGUUUUAUUUCAUAAAUUAUUAAAGAAAUUAGUUACAAGUCCUGCUACGGCAUUACAUUUUCUGUCAAAUUUUUUCUAUAAAGGUUCAAUCUCUAGUUAAAAUAAUAUGAAUAUUAAUAAAUCUAAAGCUAUUAUAAUUAAAUAUUGUUUUUUUUGGUUUUCUUUUUUUCCAAAUUAUGAUUAACCAUUUGCUGUUGUUUGGUUUUUAAACUAAUUUAAUAAAUAAAUUAAAUUUAACUUAGUUUUCCCUCAAAAUUAUUUGCACAUAUUAACUGAAUAUACCUGCCAAAAAAUUUCAUGUGCUCAUUUCAAAGCUUAUUAUUCUGUACUAUUGUGACAUUUCUUAAAUUUUGUUACACUUAUGAAUUCUUUGCCCUUGGUUUUGAGUUGACUAAUUUCACAUUAUUUAUUUGUCUUUUUAUACCUGCUGGGUGGUUUUAUAAAUAUCCUACAUUAAAUUAUAUCCUCAAUAAUGUGUAAAUAUCAUUAAAAUAUAUUUAUACUAGUCAAUAACCCGGCGUUGCGCGGGAUUGCAUUAGGACCCCGAUCCUGGUAACACCCUAAUCCCUAUGGGACCCCAAUCCCUUUCUGACCACGAUCCUGGCGCAAUCCCUUUUCCCGGGGUGAUCCCUUCCCGGUAGUAUUCCGUUUUCUAGUGGCUCCGGAUCCAGGGGUAAUCCAGAUCCUGGUGGAAUCUUGAUCCUGUUGGUGUCUUGAUCCCAGAGAGAUCCGGAUCUCGGUGGAUCCCGAUGGCCUACCAAUCCCGUUAAGAUACAGUUCUCUGUGGGACCCCGUUCUACCUAGGUACUUUUCUAAUGUUGACCCUUUUCCCGAUAGGAUCCCGAUCCCUAUUUGAUUGCGUUUUCCGCUGAGAUCGCGUAACCGAUGGGUUUCAGUUUAAUGUUGGAUCUCGUUCCCAUUUUGAUCCUGUUCCUCUAUGAGAUCAGGCUCAGUGCAAUUUUGUUCAAAUAAGCUUUUAGAUCCCAUUAUAUAUCCCCGUAGAACAAUAAAGAACCUUCUGGAAAUUCUAGAUUAAAUUUAAUAUCUUCCAUGAAACGUGUAAAAAAUUACUGUUCUACAUAAUUAUUUCUCGAAUGCAAAUUAUUAUACAACUUAAUUAAACUACUAUGACUAUAGUACAUUUAAAAUAAAAUGAGGGCCCCGGGGGGCCCAUUUAAUAAAGUACCGUUUAAGAUAUGUCUGAGAUGGGGUGGGAGCCCUAUAAAAAUCAUUCAGAUAAAUUAUAGAUUUAAAAUUUGUCCCAUUAAAAUAGGAUAAAAAAUACUAUUGUUAGAGCAUUUUAAAAUUAUGGAACUUUCUAGAAAUUUCUAGAUCGGCCCUGCAUGGAUUGGAUAUUAUUAGUUUUAAAUCCAACGAUAUUUCCAUACAGACAAUGAAGGGUGGUGCUACCAAGCUAGGAAUAGAUCCAUCACUUCACAUAAAGCUUAUUGAUAUUUAUAUAGCUUAAAUAAGGAAAAAUGAAAUGGGGCCCCCGGCCCCAUAAGAAUGGAUAUUAUGAGUUCAGUAUCCUUCGGUAUUUGAAUAUGGGUAAUCAAGUAUAUUGUAGUAAGUUUGGCCAAGAUCCAUCUAUUCAUGUAGAAGUAGGCUACUAAGCCUAUUAAUAUUUAAAUGGCUUAUAUACGAAAUAAUUAAACUGGGCUCCUGCCCCCAGGGAAAUGGAUAUUAUGAGGUCAAUACACUUCGGUAGUUUAACAUAGAUAAUAAAGUGUAAGUGUAUUAAGUUUGGUCAAGAUCCAUCUACUUAUGUAGGAGUAGUUGUGAAUCUUAUUUACCGUAUAUACUCGCAUAUAAGCCGAAUUUAGAACUAUAAAAUACAAUACUGAAAUCAAGGGGUCGGCUUAUAUGUUCAUAAAACAAAAUGAACACAAGGACAGACACUAACACCAAUUUUCCAGCCACACAUUUUCAUCGCUAUCUGACUCUUUAUUUGGUUGUGUGUACAGAGUACCGGUAUUAAUAUAUAGGCCUAUAUAUACAGAGGUGUCACUUCAAAGAAUUUAAUGUAUGCAUAGCUGAUAAUAUGAAUAUUACCAUGGAGAAUUCAUUUUUGAAGUCAAAAAUGGCAUAAAAUUAAGAACAAAUAUUUUUAAAAAAAGAAAAUGUUUCCUAUAUCUAUGGUUUCCUAACUAAUUCUCUAUACGCAAAUGCAUAGAAUAAAGUGAGAUUGACACGACCGCGUGGUUGUGUGUGCACCAGUGGCGAGCCGUAACCAAGCUAGAGCUAGCGGUGAAGCCGGCGUCAUCGGUACACGGUCUGAUUUCUUAGAAAUAACACGCUCAAACGAAGGCGGUGGUAAGGGAAUCCCCUUAAAUCACAUGCAUAGGCACGAAGAGGGGAAACUGUUUAAAGAGCAGAACACGUUUUUGUGUCAUUCCAAAAGGUAAACAAACUGGUAUGUAACAUAGAAGUAAGCAUGUUACAUCUUUACAGUACCAAAUUUCUAUGAACCAAAAAUAUGGAGUAAAAUUAGACAAUUGUAUGGUCGGUUUAUAUGCAGGUUUUUUGCAAAAACUGGCCAUUUUAAAGCAGUUUUAGGGGGUCGGCUUAUAUGCGAUGGAGGCUGAUAUGCGAGUAUAUACGGUAUAUAGCUCAAAAAAGGGGGAAAAAAUGAAUACGGGGCCCCCCAGGCCCAAACGGAAUGUUAUAAAAACUUCAUAACCCCUUAAGAGUUCCUUCUGGAUCAUGAUGGAUAUAUGUUCCAAGUUUGGUCAAGAUCCAUCAAUCCAUGAAAAAGUCUUUGUGGAACAAACAGCGCCACAAACAUUCACUUUUAUAUUUAUAUAUAUAUAUAUAUAUAUAUGAUAUCUUCUUGACUGAUACAAAAAUUAAAUGAUUUCUUUUUUUAGAGUAAUGUUUUAAACAAUUUUUAAUAUAAAAAUGCUUUAAAAGUUUGAAAAUGUUAAUAACAACAUGACACUAGUUCUAUGCAGGAUAGAUGACCGUCUAUGUUAAUAGAUUGGAUGGGCAAGACCUUCCUUUAACUAUUUAAGAUUUGUUAACAAAUAUUUUUUCUACUUUUUUUUUUAGCCGUUCCUACAACGACAACACCUGAAGGUAAUUUACUUUUCAUUUUCAGUUUCUUAACAGAGAAAAUCUCAUAUGCUUUAAAAUUGCUUUUAAGACAAACUACACAUUGAUAAAGAUUACUUAGGUGUCAUGAAAUUGUCAAAACUAUGAUCAAAUUAAAAACUCUUUACACAGACUUUGAAUCCUUUCUCCAAUGUGAUUUGCCUUGGUGUAAAAAGAUAAAACAAAUUUAAAAUCAUAUGCAUUUUUAGAUUAAAAUUGAAUCUCAAAAUAAAUAACUCUUUCAUUAUCACUGUCAAUCAAAAAUCUAAAAAUGAGAAAAAAAUUGAAUGAUAUUUAAACAAUUACAAAAAUAUAUUGAAUAAGUCUAUUUUACUUCUUGAGUUAAUUUUUGAGCGACUAACAAAAUAUCUUUAAUUCAAAUUAAAAAAGCUCCAGUUCCUUGUUAAUUUUUUUUUAUGAACAUUAAUGUUUAAAAUGCUUCUAGCUAUUUUUUAUACUGUACUUUAAAUAAAACUAUACCAUAAUGCUAAAUAUUAAAUUAGAUCCAACAAAUCAUUUAUAUAUACUUCUCUCCAAAGAAUGCCAGCACACUCUCAAAACAUUUACCCAGGCAGAAAAUGGUCUCUCCACAAAGACUACCUCUGGUUUUGGAAACAAUGUAUUUUCAAAUGGAGGUUGGACUCCUGAUAGUGGGUAUGGAGAUAUCCAAAUUAGGAUUGCAAAUAGUGUUGAUGCAGUACUCGUGGAAAUUUUUUUUACAGUCAAAGGAGGAAAAGGGUCAACAGUUACACUAACACUAACACUAGAAGACGGUUAUUCUUUAGUUGAGGUGAGCAAAGAAAAAUGUUAUUGGCUUACAAUCAGUGGUUUUAUAUAAAAUUAAGUCAUCCAUAUGUAUUUGUGUUAAAUGUAAGAAUAUGUACAAAUAGAAAAGUCGGCUUAAAUAGUUAGAAAGGAUUUUUUUUUUAAAAAGGAAUGCUACAGAAUUUGCUUUUCUUUGCUUGAGUAUUGCAGUGAUUGUUGUGGGGGUUUUUUUAUGCAGCAACGCAAAAUUACAGAGGAUCCUUACCAAUACAAUGGAGUGUACAAUAGCAAGUUUAGUGUAAUCCAACUUACGACAAAUGCAACCAUUUCUGACAUGAUUUUGGAUAUUUGCUAUGGGCCUGUAGGUAAGUUAAAAACCUAUGGGACUGACUGUAUUUUAAAUGGAUAAUUAUAAAACGUGCCAACAAAUUUCUUGUAUUUCUUUCAUUUAUGUGGGGGUUUUUUUGCAAUUUUUUUAAAACACAUACAAGUUCUUUUCCUUUUUGUCUGAAUCAGUCAUCUGCAACAUUUUUGAUUGAGGAGCAAUUUAAAAAAAAAAAAAAUUAUAUGACUUUUUUUAAUAGAUUGUCAAAAAAAAAUAUUUGAGCGAAAUAUGUCAAGAUUCCUUUCAGCCUAAAUGGAUGUUUAAAAAAUCACCUUCACAUACAAUUUCAUUUCAGGGGGUUUAACACAAGUGAUAGAUGUGGGAGUUAGGCACUUAUACUUAAUUCCAAACUCUUACACCAACUGAAUUAUGACGUGUUAAAAAUGGAAAUAAGUAAAAAGAAAUAAAAAAUAUUUACUUUUUAAAUAUCCAAUACUGAUACUUUCCCAUCAAAUAAUUUUUUAUUUCGCAUCAGGGGCCCAAAAUAAUUUUAACCCUCAUUUUUUCCUACUCCUGGGCAUUAUGAGGAUUAGAUAAAGAAUAAUAAAGAGAAUCAUUUUGUAUUUAAAUUUGUUUCUCUUCCUUUUUAACUAUCUUUAUUCUUGUUAUUAAAAUUACUUUUUGUGGAAGGAAAAUGUCAUUUUACACAUGGUGUGAUAGGCUUUUUAGUAAACAUAGGCUUUUUAGUAAACAUAAUAGAUAUACUAUUGUUAGACUGAAAAAUUGGGAUAGAUAUCCAUUAAAUAAAUCUGAGAAUUAAUGGUAGAAAUACAAUAAUAAGACUUAGGAGUUUAGAUAGAAUAAUAAAAUUAAGGAUUUUGUGUAGACAUGCAAUAUUAACACUGAGGAAUUAGGGUGGCCAUACAGCAUCAGAAAAGAGAUUUAGCUUAACAUUCAAGAAUAAUAUUGUGUAUUAAGGGUAAAUAAAAAUAAUAAUGCUUUAAAUGUUGGGUAGACAUAAAAUACACCUGACAGAAGAUUGAAUGAAAAUUUCCUAAAUAUAUCCUGAAGCUUUUAAUAUCAUGCAAUGAAACCUUCCUGAUGGAAUUUAAAGCAUUUUCAAUGUUUUUCUUUAAACUAAAGUAUAAGACAUCAUAUUUUUACACUUCUAUCUAAAUAUAUUUAUAUANAUAUAAUAAAGUUCAUCAGUCAAAAUCAAGCAUGACCACCUUAAUCAUUGUAUAUGUUAAUUAUGAAUUAAUAUAAUGGAAUACUAUUUCCAUAGACACUAAUUGUGUUCAAAUUAUAAUUAAUUGAAUGAUUGAUUGAAUUCUACACUAUUUGUUUUAGAAGAAACCACAACACCAUAUGAAACUACUACCCCAGAAAGUAAUUAAUAUGUUAUUAUGCAUAAAAUUUAAGGGUUCAAUGUAAUUAUAUGUUUGAUUUUUAAUAAUUCAAGUACUUUUAAGCUAUAACUAUACUUCCUGAAGCACUUAUAAAGUACCGUAUGGGAAUAUUUUAUUGAAAGUGAAUCCAUCCAUUCAUAUGAGAUUCUUUUCUUUGCUACCCUUUGUAUUGUUUUUCUUUUAUUAUAAGCUGGAGGGGGUGGGGGAGACAGACUGCAUUCAGAUCUAGUAAUAGUAAUAGUAAAACUUAAUAGGGGUAAAUCUGAAAUUAAACAAAACAAAAAAAUUGAAUGUUGUUUAAAAGCUCCUAUUCAUUCAUUUUGUAGGCCUACUGUCUUUGUUGGUUGAGGAUGGCUUUUUGUGACAUGUUUCUUUUUUUUUAGUUACAUCUUCUUUUGGGUUUUCUUAUUUCGUGUAUGUCCUAUAACUCAUUUUUUACAGAAGUGACAUGUUCGGAAGGCUCCACUGAACUGACAGCUGCAUAUUUUGGCUUGCCUCAGAGGGUUGACAGUGUUUUUAGACCAACUUCAGAACCAAGUCACAUUGCAGUUGAUGUAAAAGUCAAGAGUAAUCAAGUGGAAGAUAUUAGGAUAACAAAUGUGUUACAAAAAGUCUAUGGAGUUUUGAAAGUUUUCAUUGAAAUCCUGUAUAAUAAUGGCAGAACUAUUUCAGAUGAGGUACAUUUCACAAUUGCUAAGUCUCAAUUUUCACAAUUAUUGAUAAACUUAUUAUUUUUAAUUAUCCCAUUUGAUUGGAAUAAUUUAUUUUUAAAGCAAAAGCUAUAAGAAAUAAAAAAUUUCUAAUUGUAUAGCCCUGAGUGAUUGAUACACAUAAAUAAUAUGAAAUGCAUAUGUCUUCCAUAAUAUAAUUAUUUCAAACAGUAGCAAUUUUAAAGCUUUUUUAGCUUAUUCUUCAUUAAUUUUUUUAAAGGUUAAUCUACAAGGCAGUAUUUUCAAGUAUGAGCCUGUAGACCAAACAGACAUUGAAAGCAUUAAAUUUCUGUUUGAUGUUGAUGAAAAGGUUAACAGCAAAGCAACAGUAGAAUAUCUUAGUACUGAAGGAUGCAUCAAAGGUAUAUGAUGAUAAACUUAAAAAGUGACAAAAUAAAUUGCAGAGACUAAAGUGACUUUGACACAAUUUAAAUCUAAGAGAUCUCCUUUAUUCAUUAUGGAAUGCAAACCACAAACAAAAACUUUAUUGAUAAUUGAGCUUGUUUAGUUUUAUAGAUAGGAAUUUUUAUAUUUUUUGAAAAAUGUAUUUUACUGACAUCUCGGUAUUAUAACUAUUUUUGACAUUUUUUAGCUAAAAUCAUUUGCAAUCUAAAGCAACGCUAUUGUUUUCAUGGGAAGGUUUAAUGUCUCAACUGACACAACUCUUUCUUUGCUGUUUCAAUUUGAAUACUUGAUACAAAAUAAAUUAUCUCUUUUUAAUACCAGUACAAUAAAUGGGAAGUUCAACAUAAGUUGUUUUUUUUUAAUCUAGUUAAAAAGUGCACACUUGGAUAUUGCAAUGGAGAAUGUUUGAACAACUACUCAGAUUUGUGCUCAUCUCCUUGUCCUCCAAGAGACUGCUGUAAGUUUUUAAUGUCUUUUUUUUCUAGAGCUAAAUAAAAGAGCUUAACUAUUAAACUAAACUUAUUUCCAACAACAUGCCAUGUAAUAAAUAAUCACAAAAGAUGUAAACAUUGAAAAACAGAGGUUAAUGUAAAACCUUAUAGAUUAAUUGCUUAAACUAAACGAGUAUUAGUAAUGUGUGUACAUAAAUGGCACAAAGCCGAAAUCAGUCCCUGCCCAUCAAUGAUGUAGGGUGUCAAUAUGUGCUGUAAACAAAUCAGUAUCUCACUUUCUAAAUCACAGAUCCCCAACCUAUUUUUAAAUUUUUGACCUAACAUUAUAGAAACAAAGGGACAAGUGACCCCACAAAAUAUUUUUAACUCUUGUAAAUAGGUGAAAAGAAAACUAAUCAAAAAUAGAUUUUUUCAUAAUGUAAUGCACUUUAAUUUUUACCUUUGAAAAAUAGUUAAUGCAAUUUUGGAAAUUUUACUGUUGACAAGCUUCAAAAUUUAAGGUUUUAUUUUCUUAAUGCCAUCCUCAUGUCAUUUUCAACACUUACUAUGUUUCUUUUGUUAGUUUUAAAUUAAUCCACUCUCAUAGAGGUAUAGAAGUAAAUGUUUUUUGUGGACAAAAUCUUAAGAAACUGAAUAACAAAAGGUUUAUUGGCAAUCAUUAAGUUUUUAAGUUUACUGUUAUUAGCCAGGGACCCCAUAGGAAACCAUUUAGAACCUCUACUCAAAGUAUUAGCUAUAAUUAAACUUAACAGAAAAGGCAAUACUAAUUCAAUAAAAUUUAGCUUUUCACAUUUAUUGCUCACUUAAAAUAAAGAUAGAUUAUAUGUUAAAAUAAAAAGACUACAGGGUGACCCCGAAAAAGAGAGAAUAUCUCAUAACAAAGGGUUCUUUAAUUGAGUUAAUGUAUUGUUUUGUCAAAUGAGAGUUGUAUGAAAAUUAUUAAAUAAUGAGAAAAAAUGUUCAGUCUGUCUCUCUCUUCUUCCCCCCCCCCCCCCCCCCCCCCCCCCCCCUACAAAGGGUUUUUUAAUUGAGUUUAUUUAUUUUUUUGUCAAAUGAGAGUUGUAUGAAAAUUAUUAAAUAAUGAGAAAAAAUGUUCAGUCUGUCUCUCCCUUCUUCCCCCCCCCCCCCGCUCCCCGACCACUCUCCAUGUAUCUCAACAGCUUAUUGUCAGCACCAGUUUUUAUGCUUCUGACAAUAAGUCGAUUUUAUCACAUUUUUUGGCAAACCUGCAGUACAUUUUGUAACAAUAUUUUGUAUUCCUUCUUUCAAAAUUCUUUACAGAUAAAACAAUUGAUUAGAAUCAACUUUAUUUCUCUUUGUCUUAUACUAACAUAGCAAAUUAAAAUUAGUUACAAUCUUUUUUAAAAAUUACAUUGUUAAAAAGUAUAGAAUAUGCAUCAUUUGCAUAUUUUUUUUCUCUUCUCAAAUCUUUAGCUAUUUUUGUUUUAUAUCAGAAAAUGCUAUCCGAAAAAAAAAAUAUAUCUUUCUGAACUAUUCUUUAAGAUGAUUAUUUAUUUAGAGAUAAAAAAAUUUCAUGAAAUUUCAUUUUUUAUUUUAAUUAAUCAAUACUUUUGCAAACUUACUUAAAAAUCCUUUAACCCUUACACAUUACAAUAUAACAAAUUUUUCUUUUGAACUACUCUUUAAAAUGAUUAUUUAUUUAAAGUUAAAAAACUUUCAUGAAAUUUCCUUUUAAAAUCUCAAAAAGGAUAAAGCACAUGAUCUUUACGACAUAUUAAGUUUUUUAAAAAUAUAUCAUCAAAAUGUAUGCAAAUUUAUUUUAAAAUCCUUAAACCUUUACAGAUUAAACUAUAACAAUUUUUCAUUUGAACUCAUCAAUAAAACUAAAAAUACCAAAGAUAUCGCAUAAACAAUAAGAAAACAUAAACAUAUAUGUCUAUCUGUUUUUAAAUAUAGCCAAAACACCUACCAUAACAACAAGCACAAUAGUAACACCUUCACCAAGUACCCCAGGAUCACAAAGCACACCAGAGUUACCAAGAAUUCCAGAAUCACCAAGCACAUUUUGGUCACAAAACACACUUGAGUCAACAAGUACUCCAGGAUCACCAAGCACAUUUGGAUCACACAACACACGUGAGUCAACAAGUACUCCAGGAUCACCAAGCACAUUUGGGUCACAAAACACACUUGAGUCAACAAGUACUCCAGGAUCACCAAGCACACGUGUGUCACAAAAUACACUUGAGUCAACAAGUGCUCCAGGAUCACCAAGCACAUUUGGGUCACAAAACACACUUGAGUCAACAAGUACUCCAGGAUCACCAAGCACAUUUGGGUCACAAAACACACUUGAGUCAACAAGUACUCCAGGAUCACCAAGCACAUUUGGGUCACAAAACACACUUGAGUCAACAAGUACUCCAGGAUCACCAAGCACAUUUGGGUCACAAAACACACUUGAGUCAACAAGUACUCCAGGAUCACCAAGCACAUUUGGGUCACAAAACACACUUGAGUCAACAAGUACUCCAGGAUCACCAAGCACAUUUGGGUCACAAAACACACUUGAGUCAACAAGUACUCCAGGAUCACCAAGCACAUUUGGGUCACAAAACACACUUGAGUCAACAAGUACUCCAGGAUCACCAAGCACAUUUGGGUCACAAAACACACUUGAGUCAACAAGUACUCCAGGAUCACCAAGCACAUUUGGGUCACAAAACACACUUGAGUCAACAAGUACUCCAGGAUCACCAAGCACAUUUGGGUCACAAAACACACUUGAGUCAACAAGUACUCCAGGAUCACCAAGCACAUUUGGGUCACAAAACACACUUGAGUCAACAAGUACUCCAGGAUCACCAAGCACAUUUGGGUCACAAAACACACUUGAGUCAACAAGUACUCCAGGAUCACCAAGCACAUUUGGGUCACAAAACACACUUGAGUCAACAAGUACUCCAGGAUCACCAAGCACAUUUGGGUCACAAAACACACUUGAGUCAACAAGUACUCC